AUGUCCGACACAGAGCAAGAGUGGAAGCCCAAGGGUCGACCCCAGUCGACCAUGGCACAGGCUUUCUCGAGCGCGCUGGAUAGCGCUUUCAUGCUGGACAGCGACGUGAACCACCUUUCUCAGACCAUCGAUCAGAAGAAACAACAGAUGAUAAUUCAAAGCCGAGAGCUCGAGGCCUUGCAACAGCGCAUUCGCGAGGCCGAAGAGCGCCUGAAACGCCAGGCCGUCACCAACGGCGCACCACAGUCCACUCGAGGAGGACAGGCCCAGACAGCCGGUAAGGAUGAGUCGUCUUGA
Messenger RNA from Penicillium malachiteum, 297 nucleotides. RefSeq lists its product as uncharacterized. Lineage: Eukaryota; Fungi; Ascomycota; Eurotiomycetes; Eurotiales; Aspergillaceae. The record is from RefSeq and is a predicted model, not a curated record. The transcript has 3 exons. The coding region runs from base 1 to 297 and encodes 98 amino acids.